Messenger RNA from Phascolarctos cinereus (koala), 6204 nucleotides. RefSeq names its product 4-hydroxyphenylpyruvate dioxygenase like (gene HPDL). Gene Ontology annotation, biological process: aromatic amino acid metabolic process. Lineage: Eukaryota; Metazoa; Chordata; Mammalia; Diprotodontia; Phascolarctidae. Gene Ontology annotation, molecular function: 4-hydroxyphenylpyruvate dioxygenase activity. The record is from RefSeq and is a predicted model, not a curated record.
ACAAAAUAUUGCAUUUUAAAAAAUAAAAGAAAAUGAUUGGAAAGAAAGAAGGAAACUGCUACAAAGCAUUUGCCCUACCAAGCUCGCUUUCAAAUGGAGCAUAGCUGAUGGCCAGUGACUCCCCUGCCUGUUCAUGGCACCUCACUGCUGGGCUCCUCCAGUGAUGGUCUGGAUCAAGCAGGUUGCUAUUGAGGGCUGGCUCCUUCCCAGACUUAGCUCCUGGACUUCUGGCGGCUCUUUAGAACUUAGACAAUCUCACAAGACCUUGGACCAAAUAAAGACAGAGCCAGGAGGCAAACCCAUCCCAGACCCAGGUUUGCAGGGGGCAGGUCCUCUGGGCCAGCCCAGUGCGGGCAGGGGCCCUCUCCACUCCACAGCGGACCUCCGGAGCCCAGAGCUUCGUGGUUACUCCUCAUGGGCCACAGGAGGGAAAGCGAGAGCAACGUCCCCCUUUGGCACCUUUGGUCUAUUUCCAGGACUGGCACUUUCUGGCAUUUCUGUAAAUGAGGACUCUUAAAACUACCAAUGCUCUCCCACAACACUGGGAGCCAGAAACUGGUAAACUCUUCUAAGCAAGGCUCAUCGUCCUCCCCCAAGGUCAUGCCACAAGGUCUUGUCCUUGGCAGGGGUCACGCCAAUUAGACACAGGACACUCCUAAGGCUAUUUUGGUUGCUGGUCUCCCCGCUUACGUGGGCAAUUGAAGAACUGCUGUAUUUUCCCUUAUACUCCUAAACUCCUGGGAAGAUAAGGAGGCUGUGCCUUCCCUUCUCAUCCAGCUCAGCAUGGCCCUAGAAUUCCUGGGAUCUAGAAAACGGAAACAUCCUUACUGAGCAUCAGAGACGGUGGUGAAGCUUGAGAGCCGGGAUGGGAUGGGGUGGAGAGCAGAGACCUUUCUUCACCCCUCUCUGGCCAUCCAGAAUGACAACACCUGGCUUGCGCCAGUACCCCUCCCCCACCAGCCUGGGAGAGCCCAUUGUUAAACUUUACACCUCAGAAAUCAGCAGCUGCUACAAAUCAGGGCUUGAUUUACUGUCUAGACUUGAUAAAUUGCUGAUGAUGCAGAUUAAACAUUUUUUAAAAAGAGAUUCUUUAUUUUAAGCAUUUUGUACUCUAGAUUUCAAAGCUAAAAUGUCAUAAAUUUCCAAAUGUCAAUUUGUCUUCAGAAGAAACUACUUCUGCCUGUAGAUCCCAGAAAGGACAUAAUGUGAAGAAAAGGAGGCCAGACAGCUCAGUGGACUUUUCUUUUCUUUUUUUUUUCUUUUUUGCUUUUUCCCCCUAAUGCUCAUCUCAGUAAAAUGAAUUCUUUGCUUCCAUUUUGAUUCUCCAUUAGCAACAAUUGCAAAGAUAGUCAAUCUGGGGAGACUGAGGAACUCUGAUGGACACAAUGCUGCCCACCUCCAGAGAGACAGCUGAUGGAUUCAGAAUGCAGACUGAAGAUUGUCUUCUUUCUUCUUCCUUCCUUCCUUCCUUCCUUCCUUCCUUCCUUCCUUCCUUCCUUCCUUCCUUCCUUCCUUUUUUGGCCAUGGCUAACAUGGGAAUUUAUUUCAAGUGGCACUACCCAUUUGUAAUGUGUUUUGUUUUUCUUGUUUUCACAGUGGGAGGGGAGGGGAGGCUAGAGGGAGAAAAUGUAGAAUUCAAAAUAAAAUUGAAUUUAAAAAAAGGCAAACUGCUCCCUCUGCUAUUGCAGUGGCAUAACUGACAAUAUUCAUUUACCUCUCUAAAACAGAUUAAACCUAAAAGUGUGUGUGCUUACAUUUUUUUUCUCCCAGGAGAGCCUGGUUGUUAAACAUUUACCAGCAUAUCCCUGCCCAGACCUGAACGCAGUAAAAGCAUAGCUGGUGAUAACUUGGUCUUUUUGAAGAUGCUGACAGUGCCAGCUACAUAGGCGAUGGAAAAAGACUCCUCUCAAACACAGGGUGCAGUAACAGGAGGGAUGAGAUGGAAUAGUACUCAAAACAUGAAGACAUGGAAUCUACAGACUUUCUGCAGCUCAUGAACCAGACCCCACCUGGGCUACCCUUAGCCACAAGCCCACUUCCCAAUCCACUCCCCCAGAGGCAAAGAUGCCAAGAUCUGGCACAUCAUGACCACAGAGUUGAGAUAAAGUCACAGAUCAGGAUGCGUGGCUCCACGUGGGAGGUGAAGCAAGAAGGCUGGACUGGGAGAGCCGGUGUUGACUUUAUUCUCCAGAUUGCCACAGGAGACUCGUUCCCCCUGGGCACCAGCAUCCUCAGCUCUGGGAGCAGUCAGGGCUCCCUCUGGAGCUGGGUGGCACAGCAGGUGGGCGGCUGCCCAAGCUGGCGGGGAGGGCUGGGCCUCUUCUGUUCACCCCGGCAUCAGAGUGGAUAAAGGUCAGAGGAUACAUUCAUUCAAAGAGGACACUGUAUUUGAUCUUGGAGGUAAUAGGGAUCUGCUGGAGUUUACUGAGUCAAGAAGUGAGUGAUACAUUCAGACCUGAGUGAGAAAAAUCACUUUGGCAGCUGAAUGGAGGGGAGAGAAUGGGGCAAAGAGAGCAACUGGGAGGCUGUUACAGUAAUCCAGGGGAAGGGCCACAACAGUUGUUGCUGUAUGUCGGGGACCAAUACAGCAGUAGAACUGGGGAAAUCAGCAAGCAACUCUUUACAUUCCCAUAAAACCAGCAGGGAAUCUUUGGAGCAAGGUAAUUUUCAUUCAGACUGAAGAUAUUUGGACUUAAUGUUGCCCCCAAGGGGUUUGCUCUGGGACCCAGGUCUAGGCCAUUGGCCUAAGAAGGCUAAAAAAGCCUUAGGACUUUGGCAAAGAGUUCCUGAGAGGGGACGUCCUGGGGGAUGACCUCUCCUCCCUUCCUGGAGAUCCCCCUCUCUACUAAGCUCCCACAGCCUGUAAGCUGCCUUUCUUCAACAGAUUUUUGGCUGUUCUCUGGGGUGCUCAGCUCCCCAAGCAGUCUUGCAUGUUAGCCUCAAGCCCACCACUUGCUCCACCUUGCUGGGUGGCAUCCUCAGGAAAUUAGCAGAUAAGUAAGAAAUCUUGACAAGCUGCUCUUGAUUAGAGGGACUGGAAGCUGACGUUUAAUAAAGGUUAAUGUAAAAUCUUUGGAUCUGGAAAUUAAUUCCACAAAUCCAGAAUGGGAGGAGGCAUGCUUGGAUAGGAAGAUCGGGGGUUCUGGGGACCCUGGUGUUCAGCAGAAGUCCACAGUACUUCAAGCCUUAGGCUGCAUUAAGAAAGGCAUAAAAUGCAGGAAUAGGGGCAUGGGCCAGGUGGAGAGUUCCCCUGUCCUCGGUCCUGGAGUAUCUCGCGUCUUGUGGUCAGCUCUAGGGGCCGCAGGACAUUCACGGGCUGGAGGAGUCCAGGACCAUGUGGUCACGUCUGCUCUACCCGACUACAGAGGAGUAUGUUGGGCUGUCUGCCAACUCUCGAAGCCAAGGUCUGUCUUCUUUUUGUCUUUGCAACCUCAGAGCCCAGCACAGUGCCAGGCACAUGGGGGUGCUAAGUGCUGACUGACUCAUCCAAGGGUCAGACAGGGGCACAGGGGAAGGGAAGAUUGGGGCGGGGCUGAGUGAGGAAAAGGGCACAGAGGGGCUCGAGGUGACCCCAAGGGGAGGAAGCCCGGGGUCUGAAGAGCUGGCCCCAGAGGAGGGGGCGGCCUCUGGGGCUUUGGAGUUUCCUACCUUUGGAGGCCUUACCGCGGAGAUUGAACGACCUCUGGUGACUAAACGAGGUAGUUAAUGCGUGGGACACGUGCUCAGCAAACGCAGAGGCCGGAGCGAUGGUAGCGACUGGGGUGUGCGUGUGGGGAGGGUUGAGCUCUCAUUCGUGUCUUCCACGAACGCUGAAGUCCUUUCCAGUUCGGACAAUGAAAGUGCCCUCCGGAGGGGCCGAGGGGCUGGGGACCCUCCAGCGGAGAGCACGCGCAGGGAUGUCCGCGGAGCCCCCGCCCCAGCCUCACGUGGACAGGCGGCCCCCAGGCUCCCGGGGGGAGGUCUGGAUGGGGCGGACCUGAGGCGGGCCUAGGGUGGGGCAUGCGGAGCUUCCUUGUCCUGGUACCCCCCCACAUACACUACCCCCCCACCCUUUCCGUUCGUGCCCCCUGCACUGCCCUCACUCCCCCUCCUCCCCGGGCAGCCCUCGGCCCGCCCCUCUCCCCACUCCUUAGGCCCCACCUUCGCUCACGCGCAGCUUUUAGCCCCCUCCUGGUCUUUCAAAGGCACUCAGGAGGACGACUCCGGCCAGACCGAGAAUCUCAGCUCCAGCAUCGUGAGACCUGGAGCCUUGGAGCCUUCGGGAGACGGGGAGCUCACUACCUGUCGAGCUGCUGCCUUGCCUCCAUGGCUGUCCAAGUGGGCCGUCUCUGCCACAUCUCCUUGCACGUCCCCCGCGGCCAGCCCCUGGCCCGGGACUUGCAGCGUUGCUUCGGCUUCCGGCCUGUGGCCGUGCGGGAGUCCGGCGGCUGGCGCCAGCUGGCCCUACGCAGCGGGGACGCCGUGUUCCUGGUGAAUGAGAGCGCGCCGGGCACGGGGGGUGGCCGCGAGGGGCCCCUCUACGACGUGGACUCCGCGCACGCCGUGCCCACCGCCUCCAAUGUGUGCUUCGAGGUGGCCGACGUGCGGGGCGCCGUCGGGGCUUUGCGGGAGCUCGGCUGCCCUGUGGCUGUGCAGCCUCAGGCCGUGGCCGACGCCCAGGGCACAGUUACCUACGCCGUGGUGCGCUCCCCCGUCGGCAACCUGAGCCACACGCUGCUGGAGCGGGGCGCUUACCGGGGGCCCUUCCUGCCGGGCUUCCAGGAAUGCGGCCACCCCGAUGGCGACGGCGACGGCCACAGCCAAGGCGGUUGGUUCAGCCACGUGGACCACGUAGCGCUGGCCUGCCCUCGGGGCAGCUCGGGCCCGUGGCUGCGCUGGUACCAGGAGUGCCUGGGCUAUCGACGCUUCACUUUGGGCCCGGCCGAUGACCACCCUGAGCAGGGCUUGGAGAUCCGGGCUGCGGCCGGGGGCCUGCGGCUGGCUGCCCUGCAGGCGCCCUCGGGCAGUGUGGCUCCUAUGCUGGUGUUGGGCGAAUCGCUGCCAGGCCUGCUGGGGGCCCAGGACCAGGUAGAGCUCUUCCUGGCCCAGCACGGGGGCCCGGGCCUGCAGCACGUGGGCCUCUACACUGGGGACAUCCUGGCCACAGCCCGUCGAGUGGUUGCAGCCAGCGGCAACCUUGUGGCCCCUCCCGCCACCUACUACCAGCAGGCUGGCAAAGUGGCCCAGAUCUUGGCCGUGGGCCAAGAGGUGGGGAGGCUGGCCGAGCUGGGCAUCCUGCUGGACAAGGAUGGAAGGCAAGGUGAGGGUACCAAUUACCUGCUGCAGGUCUUCACCAAGCCCCUCUUUUCGGAGGAGACCUUCUUUUUGGAGCUGAUCCAGAGGCGGGGAGCUACAGGCUUUGGCCAAGGUAACAUCCAGGCCUUGUGGGAGGCUCUGGAGGAGCACAUGGCCACUAGCAAGAGGGCUGGGGAGCCCCGCUGAAGAAGAGAGCCUCCUCAGCCGAGCUGGACCUUGAUGUCCUGACCUGCCUUCUGUGCCAGCCUUGGCUACAUCAGAACCCUCCUCAUGCAGAAGCCCAGCCCCCUCUCAGUGGUGUGUGUGUGCGCAGCCUUACCCACCUCCACUUGGAGGGGCCUGAGAGCCGAGGACCUGGUUGGGUCCUGUCUUCCUCCCACACCCAUCCCCCAUCUGCCCUAUCCAAGGGUGCUAGCUGAGCCUGUCUUUCCAACUUGAAACCCUCCUGGCAUCCUAAGGAAUCGAGACAGAGUUCACAUCUGAAUUUCUACUAGAAAGAGGUCCCAGGGCUGCUUCCUCAGUGACCUUGGAUUUGAUCCUUCCCAGCUAUGGGUCCCAGUUUUCUCCUCUAGAAUAAAAGCUUCCUAAGAGGUCCUUCACCUUAAAUCCGGUGACCCCCUGACCUUAGCCAAACUGUCCUUGGCAAGUGCCUAGCCUGAGGUUGUGCAGGGGCCUUCAUCUUGACCAGGUGUGAUAAGAUUGGCACAGAUGCUAGUGCCUAGGAAGCUGCCAGGAGCCAGGCAACGGCCUGAAAGCCGCCCCUAAGCCAUGGGGGUGGGGGCAGAAGAGGGGAGCCUCUCUGAACCUGAUCCUGGGACCUGGAGGAGACAUUCUUGGGGGGUGGGGAAGGGGAUCUCGCCUCAGCCCCAUACCCGGUCUGUCCUUGGCUAAUAAAGACCUUAAAAGCUC